Messenger RNA from Arachis duranensis, 1062 nucleotides. RefSeq lists its product as uncharacterized. Bases 1 to 1062 code for a protein of 353 amino acids. The transcript is spliced from 11 exons. The record is from RefSeq and is a predicted model, not a curated record. Lineage: Eukaryota; Viridiplantae; Streptophyta; Magnoliopsida; Fabales; Fabaceae.
AUGGUACUUCAAGAUAGCAAGGGGUCAAGGAUGCAUGCCUCAGUUUAUACGGCUAUUGUUAAGAAAUGGAGUCAUGUCAUAACUGAGUUUCAAAUGUACACCAUGAGCAACUUUGUUGUUCUGCACGAUCUUAUGGAGAGUAAUAUACCAUGUGUUGGUGUUCUUCAAAAUGUCCGAAACAACCAUAUCAACUGCAUUUUGUUUGGUGACCUGGUGGACCACAUUCUCCCUCAUAUUGAAGAUGGGAGAGUAGAGCCAUUGAUUGUGGUGUUUCAAUACUUUAAAGCAUAUAGGUGGAAUGGUACCAUGUCGAUGCAGAGCCAUUUUUAUGUAUCAAAGCUACAUUUUGACCCUGAAAUUAAAGAAGUUGUUGUGUUUAGAAGCAGGAUGUUAUGUGGUGCACCAUCCAAUUCUCCCAGGAUCAGUCAAACAAAUACUGAUGUUAAUAAAUUGCCUAUGGAAAGUCCCGUUUGGAUUGCUGCAACUGUAGUUUCUAUAAAUGCAAGCAAGAGCGAUUGGUACUACAAAUCAUGUAGGAGGUGCCCAAAGAAAAUUGAAACUCCUAUUGGAAAAAGAUAUGAAUGCACUAAGUGUGGACACACACAUGGAUGUGCCGCUAUUAGAUACAAACUUGAGGUGAUGGUAUGUGAUGGAACAAGGAGCAUGACUUUGUUAUUGUGGGACAGGGAAACAACACAAUUGACCGGAAAGAUUGCUGAAAAAGUUGUGGAUGAGGAGGCAAUAUUCAAGAUAAAUGUUAAAAUGGCAAACAUCAAGCAAUACGAUCAAGUUUACACAGUUAUCAAGAAAAAUGGCUACAGCAACUUAGUGGAUAUGUCAGGCCAUGUUGUCAAUCUUAAAACCGAUACUGAUCCUCAUUUUAGCAUGGAUGGCCUUGAAGAUAGCGUAUCAAGUGGCAAGUAUAAGACUCCAGCUAUAAGUGCUUCCAAUGGGAUAAACGAUGUUGCGAAAAACUUGUCCCAACAUGAAGAAAAAGGUCAAUUUUUCACUAAUCGUUUUAGUAGGAGAGCUGCAAAAAAAGCAGAAGAUUCAGUUAAUUGA